This is a messenger RNA of Linderina pennispora, 648 nucleotides long. RefSeq lists its product as uncharacterized. Lineage: Eukaryota; Fungi; Kickxellomycota; Kickxellomycetes; Kickxellales; Kickxellaceae. Gene Ontology annotation, cellular component: cytoplasm; membrane. The record is from RefSeq and is a predicted model, not a curated record. The transcript has 2 exons. The coding region runs from base 1 to 648 and encodes 215 amino acids.
AUGGCCGCAUUCUUUAGAUUCUGGACACGCCAGGCAGAGGCGCGCCCGUUUGUCACAGUUGCUGCAACCGAAGCCUGCCUCUCGGCGUGCGGCGACCUGCUCGCGCAGACAAUUGCUAUGCACAUAGACUUCAAGGGCGACAGCACGGAUCGCAUGGACGACAAGGAGCGGCCGCAGCGCAAGUACGACUUUGCGCGGACUGCCCGGUUUGUGCUGUUUGCCACCUGCGUAUCGCCGAUUGGCGUUAAAUGGCAUCGGUUUCUAGAUAGGCGGUUCCCGAUCCGCACGCAGACGACAUGGGCGAAGCGGAAAACAGAGCGCGCCCAGGCGGCACGGCAGGUCGGCAAGCGGCUGGUGUUCGACGUGGCUCUGUAUGAGCCCAGCAUGUACUUUUUGUUCUUUGGGUCGAUGGCGCUGCUCGAGGGCGGUGGGCUCGACGAUGCUAAAUUCCGCAUCAGUACGCUGCUGUGGCCGACGUAUCUGACAGGGCUGACCAUAUCACCGAUCAUUCAGUCCGUCAACUUUGCGUUUGUGCCGCUGAUCUACCGCGUACCGUUCGGGAGCUGCUUUGAUAUGUUCUGGGACUCAUAUCUGAGCUGGGUCAACAACGAGAAGCUGGCCAUGAUCAACGAGCGCGGCGGAUACUGA